Molecule: messenger RNA, 4382 nt
Organism: Nematolebias whitei (Rio pearlfish)
Lineage: Eukaryota; Metazoa; Chordata; Actinopteri; Cyprinodontiformes; Rivulidae
Product: mitogen-activated protein kinase-binding protein 1-like
Exons: 31
Coding region: 1-4365 (1454 amino acids)
Molecular function (GO): protein binding
Source: RefSeq, a predicted model, not a curated record
AUGCCAGGAGACGGGUUCACCAUCAGGAGCCGCAUCAGGAACCUGCUGCGGUCUCCAUCAGUCAGGAGCAAAAAGAGCUGCGGAGACUGCCCGAGCAGGAAGGUGACUCUGGAGAAGGUGCUGGGCGUCACCGCGACGGGAAACAGCGGACUGGCCUGCGACCCCCGGUCUGGACUGGUGGCUUAUCCUGCAGGGUGUGUGGUGGUCCUCCUGAACACCAGAAAGAACAAGCAGAGGCACAUUAUCAACACUUCCGGUAAAACCAUCACAGCUCUGUCCUUUUCCCCUGAUGGAAAAUACCUGGUGACCGGAGAGUGCGGUCACCUUCCAGCCGUGAGACUGUGGGACGUCGCAGAGCAACGUCAGGUGGCCGAGCUUCAGAAGCACAAGUACGGCGUCUCCUGCGUGGCUUUUUCUCCCAACAACAAGUACAUCGUCAGCGUGGGGAACCAGUAUGACAUGAUGGUGAACGUCUGGGCAUGGAAGAAAGAUGUGGUCGUGGCAGCAAACAAGGUGUCCAGUAAGGUGACUGGCGUGUCUUUCUCCGAGGACAGCUCUUACUUCGUAACCGUUGGCAACAGACACGUCAGGUUCUGGUAUCUGGACCAGUGCAAGGCCAACAAGGCCAGCGCUCCGGUGCCUCUCCUAGGCCGCUCCGGGCUUCUCGGGGAGCUGAGGAACAACUUCUUCUGCGAUGUGGCUUGUGGGCGGGGCUCCAAUUCUGACACCACCUUCUGCAUCACCUCCUCCGGCCUGCUGUGUGAGUUCAGCAGCAGGCGGGUGCUGGACAAGUGGGUGGACCUGAGGACCACCGUGGCUCAGACCCUGACUCUGUCUGAAGAGCUGAUCUUCUGUGGCUGCGCUGACGGGAUGGUGCGAGUCUUAUGGGCCGCCGACCUGCACUUUGUAUGCGCGCUGCCACGACCGCACCCCCUCGGCUCAGACGUCUCCGCCAUGACGGACGCCAGCCAUCUUUUCAACACCAAGGCAGACGCUUGCUACGCAGACGUCAUCGCCCUUCAGUACGACCCUGCCAGUCGCUGGCUCAGCUGUGUGUACAACGACCACAGCCUGUAUGUGUGGGAUGUUAGAGAGGUGCGCCGGGUAAAGAAGGUGACCUCUGCCCUCUUCCAUGCUGCCUGUGUUUGGGAUCUAGAGAUGUUUCCAGACGUUCCUGUAGAAUCUGCUGCCGGUCUGUCAUCAGGCGCGUUCCUCACCUGUUCAGCCGACAACACCAUAAGGAUGUGGCACAUGGAGGACUCAACCCAAACCCGUGUUGGGUGUCAGAACAUUCUCAGCCAUGAUCUUUUAAACAUAAUUUAUGUUGAUGGAAACACCAGCACCUUGUUGGAUCCAGAAUGUGCAACAAAUGUGAAUGCAGACAAGUCAGGAGAUGUGCCGGCUGCAGAAAUCAGGGGCAGCAUCAGGACCGUCUGCGUCAGUCCAGAUGGCAAACACCUGGCAUCUGGAGAUCGCAACGGGAUGCUGAGGGUUCAUGACCUCAGCAGCAUGAAGGAGAUCCUGAAAGUUGAGGCUCACGAUGCUGAAAUCCUCUGUUUGGAAUACAGCAAACCAGAAACAGGCCUGAAGCUGCUGGCCACAGCUAGCAGGGACCGUCUGAUCCACGUCCUGAAUGCAGACGACGACUACAGUCUGGUGCAGACACUCGAUGAGCACUCUUCAUCCAUAACAGCCGUCCGCUUUGCUGCUCAUGAGAACAAUGUGAAGAUAAUCAGCUGUGGUGCAGACAAGAGCAUUUACUUCCGCACAGCACACAAGACCGACAGAGGAACCGAGUUUAGGCGUUCUCACCACAUGGUGAGGAAGACCACACUUUACGACAUGGCUGUAGACGCCACCUGCAAGUACGCAGCUGUCGGCUGUCAGGACCGCUGCAUCAGGAUUUUCAACAUCGGCAGCGGCAAACAGAAGAAGCUCUACAAGGGAUCUCUGAGUGAAGAUGGCAGUCUCCUCAGAGUCCAGAUCGAUCCUUCAGGUCAGUUUGUGGCCACCAGCUGCUCCAAUAAAAGCAUCAGCAUCUUUGACUUCUUCACCGGGGAGUGUGUUGCCACCAUGUUUGGACAUUCUGAAAUUGUUUCUGGGUUGAAGUUCACCAACGACUGCAAGCGUUUAAUCUCCGUAUCAGGAGACAGUUGUGUCUUUGUGUGGCGACUCGCUCCAGAACUAACUAUCGCCAUGAGGGAGAGGCUGCACCAGCUCCAACAAAACACAAACUCAGCGCCCCGCGAGUCCCCCGGCAUCAGGCGGGAGGUGUACAGUGCUCCUGCUAUGGUUGGUCUGUCCUCUGACAGCGACCGGGAGCAGGAGGAGGAGGAGGAGGAGGAGGAGGAGGACAGAGUGGAGAAUAACGCUGAUGACAACAUAAGUAAAACUUCUUCUGACAGCAGCUGCAGGGAGGAGAACACAGGUUCAGAUGAAGAAAAGGCUGCAGAGCUGACUAAGGAUGGAGCCGUCACCCAGGUCCCUCCUGAUGCCACGAAGCGUCCCCGGAGGUGCUGGUCUCGCCGUAUGGGCUCCCUAGAAGUGAUGAUAAAGUCCAUGCUGGACCUGAGACAGGUGGAGACAUUUGGACAGAAAAGGAGCCCCAGUUUGUCCACUGAUGACAAACGGAGCGUCUCCAGCCUCCAAGAGACUGUGCAGACAGACGAGAAGUCCAGGAGACAAAGACGCUGGCUGUCCUCAGUCAAGUGUGCCAAGGAGACAGAUGCAGCGGCACGCUUCUGUGAGGGAAACGAGGACGACUCAAGACCAGCAGAAAGGGAUUACACGGUGAAGGACUGCGGUGCUAUGGGGCGAAGGAUGCGGACCGAGAGCCAGGAGAGCCGCAGCCCAGACAGCGCAUGCUCCUUGGACUACGACAGCACCGAGUCCGGCCCGGACCACAUCCCUUCUGCAGAUGAUGAGUCUCCGAGUGUGGGCAGCUCUGAUGAUGAGAGUAAAGACGAGGCAGAGAGGAGGCCGGCAGCAGUGACGAGUUUAGACGAGGCUUUGAGGAGAGUGAACAGCGAUCCUGAACACGAGCAGGAAGACUUCCUUCGGCAGAACUUUGAGACCCUGGCAGAGAGCUGCAGCACCGCUGAGCAGAGCAGAGCCCCGAGACUCAGUAUGUCUUCAUGCUUCCUGUCCAAAGAGCACAAGAACAGAACUGUGCCUUCAUUUGAUGAAGUGAUCACAAAGGAACAAGAUGAAAAAUCUACCAAUCCUCUGGUGUCAAAAGUACGUCCGUUAACGGGAAACAGCGAGAGCGGAAAGGCAGGGGACGGGAUCCCCUCGUCUCCCUCCAAAAAUGAGAGCAGGGCUCCAGAGAAGAAUUCUCCUCUGAAACGUCGACCUGUGAAGAAGAUGACCCCAGGGUCCAACCACUGGAGGAUGUCGAACCCUCCACCUAAAGCUGCAGCCAUGUUGGACAGAGCAGCGUGUUUACAGAAAUCCCAGUCUGCACAGAACCUGAAUACAGACCCUUCUCGCUCGCCUCUGCCCUCUUGUGUCCAAAAGGAGGCUUACAAGAGACCCCAGCACAUACCCCUGACAAAUGUCACUCCUAGAUCUACCUUUAACUUCUCCACUUCCUCCUCUGGGUCGCCACGCUCCCCCCAGUCCCCCUUAGCAUGGGAGAGCCCCAAACUGAAGCCCCAGCGCUCCUACAUGAACCCCACUGCGAGCUCCAUGGCCAAAAGCAGCCGGUCGUCCUCCUCCUCUUUGAGCGACGAUCUCCAGUCUGGAUCUCCACCUCGCUCCCCACGGAAUAGGAGGUCAUCAGAGGAGGCGGAGCCUCCAAAUCUCGUCAAGUUCCCAACAUCAUCAUCCUCAGCUUUCUCUCACCUCAUAGUCACAGCUUUGCCAUCCCAUUUGACCCAGAAUGGCCCUCCUUCUCGCAUCCCGCUGCUGAAGCAACCUGUCAGCGCCCGGCGCAGCCUGAACCUGGACGUGAAGCCAAGCCCGAGUUGCUCAGGCUCUCCUUUGAGGACCUCUGCUUCUGUAGUGGACGUUGGUUCUGAUGUUUCACCUUCUACCAGAAAAACUCAAGAUCUCUCAGUCACCUUGGAAUCCUGCAGACAGGCCAUCACUGAGCUCCAGCGCAGUUUGAAGAAGACCAUCUUUCUGUUUACUACGUUGCUGAAGAGCGAGCAGCCCCCAUGUAAAGAUCAGCAGGAGAUGAGAAACAUCCUGUCUCGGGCUCUGGUUCUGGUAAAGACCGAACUGGACUCUCUGCCUCUCCAUUCCUCCCAGUACGAAGAGGCCAGGGGGUCAAAGGGCGAAGGGUCCAAGACCCUGGCUCUGCUGGAGCAGUACUCCGAGCUGCUGCUGAAGUCUGUGGAGAAGAAACUGGACACUAAGGCCUGAAGAGGUGAACUUAUGUU